This is a messenger RNA of Rana temporaria (common frog), 1561 nucleotides long. RefSeq names its product zinc finger protein 239-like. Gene Ontology annotation, biological process: regulation of DNA-templated transcription. The coding region runs from base 50 to 1057 and encodes 335 amino acids. The record is from RefSeq and is a predicted model, not a curated record. Gene Ontology annotation, molecular function: DNA-binding transcription factor activity, RNA polymerase II-specific; RNA polymerase II cis-regulatory region sequence-specific DNA binding. Lineage: Eukaryota; Metazoa; Chordata; Amphibia; Anura; Ranidae. The transcript is spliced from 3 exons.
UUCCACACAGGAAGGUCACACCAUCCCUCACCAUCAUCAGAAUGAAGAAAUGACUGAAACAAAAGUUGAGAGUAACGAGGAAGAAGAGGAGACGUAUGUGAGGGAUGAUCAGCAGACUGUGGAGGGGAGGGUGAGGAUGGUGAUUAUUAAAGAAGAGGACGUUCUUACAGAGAUCGGCAUAGAAGAUGGGCACGGGAAAACCUCAGAGGAAUGCGUCUUCUUAUCGCCUGACUGCAAAAUGGAGGAUGAGGACAUCACACAAGAUCACCUUGGAGAGAACCUCACCUUCAAUCCCCAUGCAGGACUUCACAACGUCAGUGGAUCAGCAGAUCUCUCUGAUCCUGAGGAACCUCAAAAUACGAGGAAUCGUGCCGUUGUUCAAGAGAUGGAAAUAUUUUCCAUUCCCGAAUGCGAGGAACCGGUUCGCUUGACGUCAAGUCUUAAUGCCUAUGAAGGUUCUCAGGGCAGCGAGAAGCCCCAUUCAUGUUCUGAGUGCGGGAGGAGUUUCUCUUUGAAAAAACAGCUGGUGAAACACCAGAGAGCUCACUACGGGCUCAAACCCUUUCCUUGCGACGAGUGCGGGAAGACCUUUUCCUCCAGAGGGGAGCUCGUCAGACACCAGAAAAUCCACCUGGGAAUAAAGUCCUACACGUGCCCCCAGUGCGGGAAGAGUUUCAUACAGAAAUCAGAUCUUAUCAGACAUCAAACAUCUCACGAGGUGGAGAGACCGUACUUGUGCUCUGAGUGCGGGAAAGGUUUCAAGCACAGAGCCGCUCUCGCCAAGCACCAAAAACACCACACCGGGGACAAGCCGCAUUCCUGCCCCGAGUGCGGGAGAGGGUUCGUGCAAAAAUCGGACCUGUCUAUACAUCUGAGAACUCACACAGGUGAGAAGCCGUAUUCCUGUUCUGAGUGCGGGAAGCGUUUCGUACAAAGAUAUCACGUUGUCGUACAUCAAAGAUCUCACACAGGUGAGAGGCCCUAUUCCUGCUCUGAGUGCGGGAAAGCAUUUAAAAGGCGGUGCUACCUUAAUGUGCAUCAAAGGAAUCACAAGUAACAGUGGGCCGAAUUGCUCUGGGGGGGGUUCUGCUUGUGGAUGCCAAACCCGAACUCCAUCGAAAAUUAAGAGGAGCCGAAUCUUUUGAAUUCUAAAAAAAUAAUUCUUGGCGAAUAGGCAUGGAGUUGUGAAAACAAUAACAUACUGUGGGCAGGGGAGGGGUGAGCAAGCGCCCCUUCCCUCCUGCACAAUACAAGGCCACAUGCCUUCAACAUGAGCGGGUUCCUUAACAGGGUGACCCCGUCUCGGGCUUAGCACCUCAUCUACAUGUUGAUGAGUACAAGGGCCUCCUCCUGACAACCCUGGCUCAGUGUUUGUGGGGGGUCUGCACACAGGCAGGAGACCGUAUUCCUGUUCUGAGUGUGGGAAAUGUUUUGUAUCUAAAUAAAACCUUGAGGUCUCAAAUGAGUGAGAAGACAUUCUCCUUUUCUCUUUUCAAGAGUCCAGAUUCUUGUUUUUAGUGUGGGAAUUGUUUUGUAUCUAAAUAAAACCAAGUCUAAUAUC